AUGGAGUACGCUGCGGUUGAAAUCGGUCCACCUGGGUCGCUCUUAUACAGAAAAUUCCUCCUGGACGCGGCGCGACUCGCCGUCGCGCCGCCAGACCCUAGUGACAGCGCUUCGGUUGCACCGCCAUUCGCCGCGCCGCAGACUCCCAAGGCGAAGACGAAGCGCGGAAGGUUCGCGUCUCCGCUUUCGCCGUCGGCGCCGGCAGCGGCAGUGGCGCAAGACCUCGUCGUCGUCCCCCUUUCCCCAUGGCACCAGGUCCCGCUGCACCUUUCCGCCUCCGCCGCCGCCGCCGCCGCCGCCGCCGCCGCCGCCUCCCAUGCCGCCGCGUCAGCGACGACGGGAACAGGAUUAGCGUCCGGUGGUAGAUUAGAGGGCUUGGACAAAACCAUUUUGAAUUCGGCCAAAGUUACACUCUUCCCCGCGCUUCGCGCGGCAGCGGCUGCAGGGGCCGCGGUUACUAGUGGUAGCUCCUCCGCCGCCUCCUCCGCUGCUUCCUCCGCGGGCCCCGCGGAACCACCCCCGGGUGACGGCACUGGCGGCGGCGGCGGCGAAUUCUUCCGCAUGGUUUGCGCCGUUCCGCGCGGCACGUGGGCGCAGGUAGAGCUGGCGGUGGGGGAGUCUCCGCACCAUCCGCUGCGGGUGCGCGGAGUGAACGACCUUCCCUCUCAUUAUAAUCACAACCUUCAGUGGAACGUCGGCUUCCUCCCGCAAACUUGCUGCUGCUUCGAUAUUGACCAACUCGACGGUACUACAAGUAACGCUACUAGUAGUAGUACUAUCAGUGCUGAUAGCGACGGUGACGGCGGCUUCUUCACGCCGCGCUCGCUAAGUGCGGCGGGAACGGCGGAAAAGCGGCGCUCGUUUGGCGGAAGCGUUACAGGCGGAGGCGCACACGGUCCCCUGGAGGUGGUGGAUAUUGGGGGAGCGCGGGCGGAAGUGGGGCAGGUGUAUCUGCCCUUCAAAUCCCAAUUCCAACCCCCUCCUUUGCCUUCCCCCAUCACCCGGCCGUUCCGACUCCCUCCUCUCUCCCCCUCCUUCCCCAAUUUUCUUUUUUCAUUCCCUUCCCCCUCCCCCUCCCCCUCCCUGUUCGACCCAGUGGACCUUCCUUGCUCCAUUUCCUCACGGGAGAAACCCGUGCCUCUCAGCCGUACGAUUUCCGUUAUCAACGGUGCACAUGCCGCCUGGAAAGAUGCCCAUGGGUCUGCCUUCAUGCCACCUCAGCAGCAGCAGCAGCAGCAGCAGCAGCAGCAGCAGCAGCAGCAGCAGCAGCAGCAGCAGCAGCAGCAGCAGCAGAAGCAGUUAGCGGACCCCAACCAGCAAGAUGAAAUGCUUCUAAGCCAGCUGCGGGAAUCGGUGGACUGCACACGUGGCGGCACUGUGGACGGCAGCACGGAGAAGGAGGAGGGGAAGGGGGAAAGGAAGGAGGGAAAGGGGGAAAGGAAGGAGGGGAAGGGGGAAAGGGAGAAGGAGGGGAAGGGGGAAACGAAGAAGGAGGGGAAGGGGGAAAGGGAGAAGGAGGCGAGGGCAGGAAGUACGAGGAGGGAGAGGAGGAAGGAUGAAGUUGGGGAGGAAAUGGGGGAGGAGGGGCAAGGUGGGAGGAGUGGAAGGAGAGAAGGAGACAAAAAGGUGAAGAGAAUUGUCAAGAGUAAAUCCAAUGUUGAGGGGAAGGUAAAGAAAGGGAUGUUAAAGAAGCUGCUAAAAAAGGGGACAAAGCGGACUGGCAAAACCUCUGGUGAUGGUGGUGAUGCUGAUGGUGAUGGUGGUGGUGGUGGUGAUGGUGAUGGUGAUGGUGAUAAGGUUGACAAUGGUGUGUAUGAGGAGGAUGGCUCAUAUAGAGAGGAGCAAUUCACGGAGGGAGUGAGAGAGGAGGGAGUGAGAGAGGAGGGAGUGGCCGAGGAGAGAGUGAGAGAGGAGAACGAUGAGGGGAAUAUGAACCAGCUAGGCAAAUGCAGCAGCAGCAGCAGCAGCAGCAGCAGCAGCAGCAGAGGCAAGGAAUUGAGGCGAUCGCCUCUCAUUCGCAAACCCUCAUUUCCCAAGAAAAGUACCACUUUCCCUACCUCUUCCUCACUUACCGUCUCCUGCUUCCCUCCCCUCUCCUCUCCCUUCUCCUCCCCUUUCUCCUCCCCUCUCGCCUCCCCUCGCGCCUCCCCUCACCCCUACACUCUCCGCCGUUCUCCUCGCUUUCGACAACAGCAACCCUUCCCUCCAUCCCCUCCCACGGCAGAGGCCAGUAGCAGCAGCUCCGUUAGUGACACUGAAAGCAUCAGCAUGGCUGAUGAGAUUAUGACUGUUGAUAAGACGUCCUAUCUGGAACAGGAGCGUUCUGAAACGCGUACAGGAGGAAGGGGAGAGAGUGGGGAGGGAGGAGGGGGGGAGAGCGACCAGGAUUGCUCGCAGAGCGACCGUCAACAGGCAUCUGACCGUCCAUCUGAAACUGCAAAGUCAGCGUUGCAUCCCAGCCGCUCGUUGCCUGCUCGUGCUCCUUCCAUUUUUUCCAUUGGCUCUUCCCCCUCUCCUGCCCCUCUUCCUCCUCUUCCUCCUCCUCCUGCCGCUGCUGCUACUGCUGCUGCUACUGCUGCUGCUGCUUUCUGUGCUGCUGCUGCUGCUGCUGCUGCUGCUGCUGCUGCUGCUGAUGAUGAUGAUGCUGCCAUGAUACCAGAACCAAACAGACGACACACCACCGGCAGGGCGAGUGAGAGUGGGAAGGGUUCUAAGAUGUCUCGUACGACAAGCAUGGGUGGACAAGAGUUGGGUGUGCGUGGGACUGGGAGGACUUUUGAGGCGCCUCUAAAGUCGUCUGGAGUGGGGUUGGAUGGGAGUGCCAUGGCUCUCAACAUUUAUUCUGAUGUUGGUGUUGUGAAGGGAGUGACGGGAGGUAGUUGUGGUGACAAUGAGGAGGUUCUUAGCGAGGAUGAAAGGGGUGAGGAGGAAGGGAGUGAAUUGGAGUUGGUGAGUCCAGAUUCGAACUGGUUCAGGGUCGGGAGAGAGAAAGGAAGAGAGAAAGGAAGAGAGAAAGGAAGAGAGGAGGGACGAGAGGAGGAAGUUCAGAAUCUGCGGGGUAGAAAAGGAGUGGAAGAAAAGGGCAAAGGGGAGGGCAAAGAGGAGGAGGAUGAUGAGGAUGAGGAGGGUGAUGAGGAUGAGGAUGAGGAGGAGGAUGAUGGGGAUGAGGAGGAUGAUGGGGAUGGGGAGGAGGAUGAGGAGGAGGAGGAGGAUGGUGGGGAUGAGUUGACUCCAAUUGCCACGCCUGUAGCAACCACUGUGGCCCUUUCCCGCUCUCCUGUGCUUACUCCGAGGAAGAACAAAGAGGAAGAGGAGGAGGAGAAGGAAGAGGAGGAGGAGGAUGAGGAAGAGGAGGAUGAGGAUGAUCAAGAGGAGGAGGAGGACGAGGAAGAGGAGGAGGAGGACGAGGAAGAGGAGGAGGAGGAUGAGGAAGAGGAGGAGGAGGAAUCUACUGUUAUCACUAGUCCUGUGGCGCUGUUCCCCUCCGGCUGCCCCAUCUCCCUCUUCUCAGAGGGGCCGGAGAAGGGUGUACCGUUUACCAUCCGAAAGGGAAAAACUGGGGUGUCAGGGGAUUCUGCUGCUGUUUCAGGUGGUUUUUCACAUGGUGGGGUUUCAGCAGGUGAAUCUUCAGGUGGGGGGGGCAGUGGUAGGCCCAGGCACAGGCAGUGCAAAUCUUUUUCCGGCUUUGACUUUGGCUUGAUUGCACCGACAGUUCUUGAGGAUCGGCCGAAAGAGUCCAGGUUCAAUGUAGCUGGGCAGGAAGCGGGAGGGAAUUCGCGGCGAAACGGGGCAGCACAGAAAAAGGGCGCGGGACGAGAAGAGGGUGUGCGGGCCAGCAAAGCACGGUUCAAUGUAUCUGGGCAGGAAGCGGGAGGGAAGACUGGUGGCAGGGAGAAUUCGGGACGAAACAGGAAAGUACAGCAGAAAAGGGUGGGACGAGAAGAGGGAGCGUGGGCCAGGCAAGCACGGCUUUCCAUUCCAAAGGCAAACACUGGGGGUUCUGUGGCUGCUGCUGCUGCUCCUGCCGCCGCCGCCGCCGCUGCUGCUGCUGCUGCUGCUGCCGCUGCUGCUGCUCGGGCUUCAGGUGGUGGGAAUUUAGCAGGUGGGGGAGGCGCUGGUAGCCCCAGGCACAGGAAGUGCCAGUCGUUUUCCAAUUUUGACUUUGGCUUGAUUGCACCUGGACAGACGGCUUUCGAGGCACAGUCACAAGAGGCCAGGUUCAAUGCACCUGGACAGGAAGAGAGGAGGAGGACGGGUGGGGGGGCAAAGGAUAGGCAGGAGGGGGCUGUAUGGAAAGAAAGCGUGGGACAAGAAGAGGGGGCGUGGGCCAGGCAAGCACGGCUUGCCAUCCCAAAGGCAAACACCGGGGGCUCUGUGGCUGCUGCUUCUCCUGCCGCCGCCGCUGCUGCUGCUGCUGCUGCUCGGACUUCAGGUGGUGGGAGCUCAGCAGGUAAAAAAUCAGGUGGGGGUGGUGCUGGUAGCCUCAGGCACAGGAAGUGCCAGUCGUUUUCCAAUUUUGACUUUGGCUUGAUAGCACCUGGACAGACGCAUUUCGAGGCACAGCCACAAGAGUCCAGGUUCGGUGUAUCUGGACAGAGGAUGCCUGAGGCGCAACCAAAAGAGGUCAGGUUCGAUGCACCUGGACAGGAAGAGAGGAGGACGGGUGGGGGGCCAAAGGAUGGGCAGGAGGGGGCUGUACAGCAAAAGGUGGGGGGACUAGAAGUGGGAGCGUGGGUCCAACAAGCACGGCUUGCCAUCCCAAGGGGAAACACUGGGGUUUUAGUAGCCACUCAUUCUGCUCAUACUGCUCAUUCUGCUCAUACUGCUACUGCUCAUGCUGCUGCUGCUGCUGUUGCUGCUGCUGCUGCUGCUGUUGGUGGUGGUCGUGGUGGUGGUAGGGUUUCAGGUGAUGGGAAUCCAGCAGGUGAAAAUUCAGGUGGGAGGGGCACUGGUAGGCUUGGACCUGGACACAGGCAAUGCCUGUCGUUUUCUGGCUUUGAGUUUGACUUGGGUCAGUGGGAUAUGGGGACGGGAACCAAUCGCAAGUCUAAGGACUUGGGUCAGUGGGAUAUGGGGAACGGCAGGGAGGGAGGGAGAGGAGUGGGGAUAGCGAGCAGGGUAGAGAGCUUGAUUGAGUGGGAUAUGGGGGACGGGAGGGAGGGAGGGAGAGGAGGGGGGAUAGCGAACAGGGGGCGUAGAGAGGAGGGCUUGAGUGUGUGGGAUAUAGAGGACGGGAGGGAGGGAGGGAGAGGAGGGAGAGGAAUGGGGAUAGUGGGUAGAGUGGAGAGUUUGUGUGAGUGGGAUGUAGGGGACGGGAGGGGGGGAGGGGGAGGAGGAGGGAUAGCGAGCACGGGGCGUAGAGAGGAGGGCUUGAGUGUGUGGGAGAGGAGGAGUUGGGGGGAGAGAGGGCAGGAAAGUGAAGGAAGAGAGGAGAGAGGGGGUUUGUCACCUAGAGGGGCUUUGUCACUUAGAGGGGAUUUGUCACCUAGAGGGGAUUUGUCACCUAGAGGGGAUUUGACACCUAGAGUAGUGUCGCUCGCGGUUAGGGUGAAAGGAAGAGGAGGAGAGAGAGAGGCGGAUGGAGGAGGGAGGAGGGGAGGGAGAGGAGGGGAGACGGAUGGGAAAGGGAGAGGGCAAGAAGGGAGGGGAAGGAGGGGAGGAGAGGGUAAUGGAGGUAAGGCAGCGACAGAAGAGGUGAGUCCAGUGGCAGCAAUGGGCGGAGGCAGUAGCAGCAGAGGCACGGGCGUGGGUGGGAGGAGAAGAGGUGGGAGCAUGGAUAUGGGCGCUGUUUGGAGGGAAAGAGCAGGAGGGGAAAUGGCAGGAGGGGGAGUGGCAGGAGGGGAAAUGGCAGGAGGGGGAGUGGCAGGAGGGGAAAUGGCAGGAGGGGGAUUGGCAGGAGGGGAAAUGGCAGGAGGGGGAGUGGCAGGAGGGGAAAUGGCAGGAGGGGGGGCAGCAGGAGGAGACACAGGGGUUCCCAUGUCCCCGAGAGGCGUGGGCAGGAGAGACAUCAUUAAAAGCUACAGCACCGCAAGUCCAAGCAUCAAAGCCAUGAAGGUAGCGGGAGGAGGGGGAACCUUUAGCAGAGUAGCAGCAGAGGGAGCAGCAGGGGGAGCAGCAGGGGAAGCAGCAAGGGGAGGGGUGCCAAUUCUCCUCAGUAAAAGCUACAGCACUGCAAGUCCAAGUAUCAAAGCCAGUUUUGAGACGCAUCAAAGCUUCAGCGCUGCAAGUCUAAGCAUCAAAGCCAUGACGGUAGCGGGAGGAGGGGGGCCCAUUAGAAGAGCAGCAGCAGGGGGAGCAGUAGGGGCAGCAGCAGAGGGAGCAGCAGGGGGAGCAGCAAGGGGAGGAGGGGCAGCAGGAGGGGACACAGGGGUCCCCAAGUCUCCUCGAGGGGUGCCUAUGAGGGGAGGCGGACAGAGAGAGGCUGCAGCAUGGGCAAUGGCUCAAGCUCAAUAUCCUGAUUGUGCCUCUGCAGCAGGAGAGGACAUAGGAGUUCCCAAGUCCCCCCGAGAGGCAGCAGCAAAGGCAAUGGCGAGGCACAACGCGGCCAUGCGCUGGAAACGCACGGCGCAAGCUCAUGCUGCGGCUGCUGCUGCGUCUGCUUCUGCUGCUACUGCUGAUGCUGAUGCUGAUGCUGCUGGUAAUGCUGCUGCUGAUGCGGCUGGUAAUGCUGCUGGUAGUUCUGCUGCCUCUGCUGCUGAUGCCAGUGCAACCGGUGCUGCUGCUGCUGCUGCAACGGCCACAGCAACAGCAACAGCAGAAGCAGAAGCAGCAGCAGCAGCAGCAGCAGCAGCAGCAGCAGCAGCAGCAGCAGCAGCAGCAUCUCCUGCUUCAUCAACAGAGGCAGUCCCAGCCUACCUCCCCAACCCCCUCUCGCAGCUUCCCGAAACCUUCUCAGCAGUGUCUAACCUGCUGCAUUCAUCUGGGCUCGGCGCGUGGCUCUCUCCCGGACCUAGCCCGGUAGGUUCGGCUGCUCACACGCCUGCAGGUUCGGCUAUUCACACGCCUGCUGGUUCGGCUGCUCACACCCCUGCUGCAUCCGAUGAUGAUAGCAGCCCUCGCAAGCUGCAGCCUGCUAGGCUUGGCCGAACGGGAGAUCAGCAGCAGCAAAGGCAGCAGCAGCAGCAGCAGCAGCAGGGGGAGCAGGUACAGCGGAGAACAGGCGGAGCAAAUCAAACGGGGCUGGGUCCUGGAGGGCUGCCAUCGGGAGUGAGAAGGCGGGCGAGAAUGGCCCGGCCGAACCUUGAAAGUGUGCAGGCGUCGUGGGUGCAUGAGGACCCAGAGGAUGAUCCUGAGUAUGCCGGCUGGGGUGCCACUCCUAAAGGAGGAAAGGCAUCAACAGGAGGCUUCUGA
Messenger RNA from Closterium sp. Naga37s-1, 7350 nucleotides. The record is from the annotation of a GenBank genome assembly. NCBI's taxonomy places the organism in Eukaryota, Viridiplantae, Streptophyta, Zygnematophyceae, Desmidiales, Closteriaceae.